ACAAGUUGCCUCGGCUGCUACGUCGUAUCACCAGCGGCAGGUGGGGAGCGCGCGUCCGGGACCGACCGCAGCCUGUGAAUGGGAUCAGAACAUGUUUCAACUUCAGCGCCGACACAUCUGCCCCCGCAGCCCACGAAUGGACGGAGUAGAGUAACCUCUUUGAUCUAGCCCAGUUCUCCUUUUUCUCCAGAAAUUGGCUGGAUAGGUGUUUUCGUCCGACCGCGCGUCUCCGCGUGCGUAAUGCUCUUUGUGUAGAGACCCGAGCCUUUUGUAGGGUUUUAUUUUAUUUUCCGAGUUGAAUGCUGCUGCGCUGCAAGUAAUGGCACUCGCUAGAUUCAGCAGAAUACUUCGUCUGCCCACCCUCGACAUCAAAAAGAAAGUCAAGCAGUACGAGCACGUCCACCGGGACAUCAAUCCUAAUGACAUAUGGGAAAUUAUCGGCGAACUGGGCGACGGUGCGUUCGGAAAGGUCUACAAGGCCAGGAACAAAGAGACAGAAGUUCUGGCUGCAGCCAAAGUGAUUGAGACAAAAUGCGAGGAUGAGUUGGAAGACUACAUGGUUGAGAUCGACAUCCUGGCCAAAUGUGACCAUCGCUACAUUGUCAAGCUGCUCGACGCAUUUUACCAUGAAAACAAACUGUGGAUCAUGAUCGAGUUCUGCCCUGGAGGUGCUGUGGAUGCCACAAUGCUAGAGUUGGAUCGUGGGCUGACGGAGCCACAGAUUAAGGUGGUUUGUCGCGAGAUGUUGGAGGCUCUGGACUACCUCCACAGCAUGAAGAUCAUCCACAGAGACCUGAAGGCCGGUAACAUCCUUCUCAUGCUGGACGGGGACAUCAAGCUUGCUGAUUUUGGCGUGUCUGCAAAAAACACCAAAACCCUACAAAGAAGAGAUUCCUUCAUUGGAACACCAUACUGGAUGGCCCCAGAGGUGGUAAUGUGUGAGACAAUGAAGGAUGCUCCGUAUGACUACAAGGCUGAUAUCUGGUCCCUGGGAAUCACACUGAUUGAGCUCGCCCAGAUUGAACCCCCACACCAUGAGCUCAACCCCAUGAGGGUGCUGUUAAAGAUCGCCAAGUCGGAGCCUCCCACCCUGGAGCAGCCCCACAAAUGGUCACAGGAGUUUAAAGAUUUCCUGAAGAAAGCUUUGGAUAAAAACCCAGAGACUCGUCCAAUGGCAGCACAACUCAUGGAGCACCCUUUUGUGAGAUCAGUGACGUCCAACCGUCCACUGCGGGAGCUGGUGGCCGAGGCCAAGGCUGAGGUCAUGGAGGAAAUAGAAGACAAUAGAGAGGAAGGAGAGGAGGACGACGCCGUGGAGCUCACUGUGUCUCCAGGUAAGGAACCAUGCCAGACGAGUCAGACCAGUUUGGAAGGGGACCAGUCUCUGGACACCGCGAGCCCCACCAUGCCCUCCCCAACCACACCCUCCACAACCACACCAAUACCUUUAACCAGGAAGGGGGCCGAGCCAGAUACACCAACAGAGGAGCAGCAGGGCCCCGUCAUGGUGGUCCCUGUUCCCCUGCCGCGGCAUCUCCCUCCAAAAGAUCCAGAGGAGUUGGGUGACAAACUGGCCGAAGAAGUCAUUCUUGAGUCAGAAAAAUAUGAGAGCGAGGCCUCAACCAAGACUUCCUGCUCAGACUCCGGCAUUGAGGAUGGAAAGAGUACUCCCACAUCGGAGGAGGAAAAGGUUGCUUUGGAGACCCCAGAGACUGAGCAACCACCAUCUCUCCCCCAACCCAAGGCAUCUGAGGAGCAUGUUGACAUCAUCAUAAACUCAACAGACUGUGAGAUGCCCAAGGUCCAGGUGACCGAGGAGGAGAGCAACGUCACGUCUAAUGGAGACUUACCAACUCCAAGCCAAAGUCGCGCUGUCACUCCUGCACCCACUUCCACACCCUCUUCUCUUCCUACCCCAGUCCCUACACCCCGUUCUAGGCUAAAUAGCAGCCAAACCAAGGAUACCCCAGACCGGACAUCGACAGGAGGUAAUGCCGAGCCUGUCUCUUCUUAUAUCAAUGGAGGGAUUAUCAACAAACGGUACUCCUACUCAGGCAGCAUGGCAUCUGAGAGCAUGGACAUUUCGAUCCACAAGGAGAACAUCUCAAUGUCAGCGAGGGACUUCUCAAGUAAGACUCUGAAGCGAACCAGGAAGUAUGUUAUUGACGGCGUGGAGGUGAGUGUGACCACCUCCAAGAUCAUCAGGGAUGAUGAGAAGAAAGAUGAGGAGAUGAGAUUCCUGAGACGUCAGGAGCUGCGCGAGCUCCGUUUGUUGCAGAAGGAAGAGCACCGAGCUCAGGCUGUACUAAACACCAAACUGGAAACGCAGAGAGAACAAAUGCAGAGACGUUUUGACCAGGAAAUGAAUGCCAAGAAGAAGCACUAUGACGUCGAGCUAGAGAUGCUGGAGAAGCAUCAGAAGCAGACCAUUGAGAAGAUGGAGGCAGACCACAAUAUUAAACUCAAAGAAGAGACCAAACGCAUCAAAGCAGAGCAGGAACGGGACUACCACAGGUUUCAGGAUCAGAUAAAACACAGGAAAAAGGAGGUAAAACAGUCUGUUGAUAAGCUGCCCAGAAGUCAGCGUAAAGACACUUUGAAACAGAGGAUGAAUACCUUCCAAGAAGUGAAGAUUAGAGAGGAGGACAAAUUCUUGGCAGAUCAAAAGAACUACCUGGACACUACGCUAAAGAAAAUUAUCUCCAACAACAAGAGAGAGAUUGCAGAAAUGGAGAGGGAAUGCCUUAACAGGAAGCACCAACUAAUAAGAGAGCGUGAAGCAACGAUAUGGGACAUGGAGGAAAAAAAUCUUUACGAGAGACAUCAGUUAUUGAAGCAGCAGCUGAAAGAUCAGUACUUCCUCCAGAGGCAUCAGCUUCUCAAAAAACAUGAGAAGGAGCAGGAGCAGAUGCAGUGCUACAAUCAGCGAAUGAUUGAGAUCCUGAAAGCUCGGCAGCAGCAGGAAAAGAACCGGCUGCCUAAGAUCCAGCGUGGCGAAGCCAAGACCCGCAUGGCCAUAUUCAAGAAGAGCCUGCGCAUCAACUCGACGGGUAGCGCCUCCGAGGACAGAGAGAAGAUCAAACAGUUUUCUCAGCAAGAGGAGAAGCGGCAGAAGGCAGAGAGGCUGCAUCAGCAGCAGAAACACGAGAACCAGAUGAGAGAGAUGAUUGGUCAGUGUGAAAGCAAUAUCAGAGAGCUGCAGCAGCUGCAGAAUGAGAAAUGUCACCUGUUGGUUGAGAAUGAGACCCAGAGGCUCAAGCAUCUGGAUGAGCAACACAACCAGCUGAUGAAGGAAUGGAGGGAUCAGUUGAAACCCAGAAAGAAGGCCCUUGAGGAGGAGCUAAACAUGAAGAAAAGGGAGCAGGAGGCUUUCUUCAGGAUGACUGAGAGUUCUGAUUGCCCAAACCCCAGUUCUCCCAAUAAACUCUCCAAGUUUGUGCCUUACCAAGACUCUUCUUCCACAUAAAAACAGCUGCUGUGAUAUUGGACAGCAUCUCCUGGCCACUGUUAGCAUCUACACAUAACCAUACACACACACACACACACACACACACACACACACACACACACACACACACACUCACCCAUACACCCACAGGCAUUACAGGUGUCUGCUGCCUCAGUUUUAAUUUGCUUUGCCAGUAAUGGCAGCAUACCUUUCCCUCCAUUAGGUUCCUGUGUUGUUUUAGUAAAUAUUUAUGUUUUAACCAAAUUUUCUUUUAAAGUAUUUUCUAGUAUCUGCUUGACUUAAGGCUCAGUUAUAUAGUAUCUGCUUCCAUACAGUGUUUUGAUUCUUUUUGUCCGCUUCUUAUAGCUCACCAGUGAAACCUGAGGAUACUAUGAUACAGUGGCUGUUAAUUUGGAUGAGCUAAAGAUACCAAACUAAUUAUGAGUCAUAUUGAGAGGUAACUUUUUUGGUUGGGUAUUAGUAGAAGUAGUUUGUUGUCCUAAGCACCCAGCAAGGGGAUUUCUUUUUGCAUGAGGAGGGAGGACUGUUUGCUUCUGUGGAAACUGUUCAGCAAGAAACCAAGCACUUUUUGUUUACCCGAUAUUAUCAGUGCCGUCUUCCAAAUAUGACCAAAAACACACUCAAAUAUUAAUGAAUUUCUAACUCUUUUUCUGUUUCUUCUUGUCUUGGCUUAAGUCAGAUGCAUGUCAUGUAGCUGCCAAAGUCUGCCUGUAUUUAUUUUUACUGAAAAGGAAAAACCUUAUCCAGAUUUAUCACUGUAAAUGCUAAUUUAAAUAUUUUUCUCUUUUUUUUUUAACCAACACCAAUGGUAUGAAGGAUGUGCUCAUUAUUUUGUAUCUUGUUUAAAAUGGGGGAUGAGGCUAAAUCCAAAGUGAUGAGAAUUUAUAAUUUCUUUUAAAUAAUUAUUUAGGAAUGAAAUUUUAACAGACAAGGGAAGACUAAUUGUUAUUCAUAUAGUGCUGAUGUAGUGACAUUUGUUAUUUUUCUGUUGUAUUUUUACUGUAAAAAUCAGUCACACUGGAUGGGAACUGACAAAGCCAAAGCAAAAAUACUGUUAUGUUUGUUGAAGUAUGUUAAACAGGGGAUUUAAAUCUAAAUUUAAAAAAGGUAUUAAGUGUAUAAUUGUUAUACCAUGUGCAGUAAAUGCACUGCCUGCUAACCAAAGUGCAAUAUUACAUGUAUGUCUUUGCUAACCUUAAGGAGGUUUUUUUUUUUUUUUCCUUAAAUUUGCCUUCCUUUGCACUGAGAGGGGGAAUAAUAUGAAGAGUUUAACCAAAACCAGAUGUAACAACUUUCUGAAAGAAAAAACGUUGCUCAAAAUUAUUUCAUCUUCAUAAUUUUUUAGUACUUUGCAAGCAAUAAUUUAGGGGUAUAAUUUUUCAAUACGAUCUGAUUUUGGAACAGGACUCUUCAUAUAAUUUUUAAGGGAGUGCAAGAAUUCAGUCUGCUGUAAGACUCCUCUAGAUGUUUAAUCUUCAACUGAAAUCUAAAGUUUGCAGCUGAGGAACUUGUUGCCUUGUUAAGUGAGAGAAAGUGUUUGUUUUUUUUUUAGAGCAGUUUGGCCUGCGGAUUUACGUCAAAUCAGGUCAUCAAUCAGGUACAGCUUAAUCUUUCUCUCCCACUCACACACUCUGUCUUAGAAGUAUUUAAAGUUGUUGUAAAAAGUCUCUCUUCUGUCACGUUUAAUGGCUCCAUCUCGGUCUUCCUCUCUGCCUCAGUUUAAAUAACAUUGUUUGUAUGGAAGGGUUGUGAGUGUGAAUGAAACUGUAUCAGAAGGAACCGCUGUUGUAAAUAACUCUUAAUAAAUGGAGAUUUUCUAAUUAA
This is a messenger RNA of Xiphias gladius (swordfish), 5293 nucleotides long. It is a transcript of the gene stk10, whose product is annotated as serine/threonine kinase 10. The record is from RefSeq and is a predicted model, not a curated record. Gene Ontology annotation, molecular function: protein serine/threonine kinase activity; ATP binding. Bases 320 to 3466 code for a protein of 1048 amino acids. The transcript is spliced from 20 exons. NCBI's taxonomy places the organism in Eukaryota, Metazoa, Chordata, Actinopteri, Istiophoriformes, Xiphiidae. Gene Ontology annotation, biological process: protein phosphorylation.